This is a messenger RNA of Rubroshorea leprosula, 684 nucleotides long. Lineage: Eukaryota; Viridiplantae; Streptophyta; Magnoliopsida; Malvales; Dipterocarpaceae. The record is from the annotation of a GenBank genome assembly.
CGACUCAUUUUUUGAGAAAAUUGGUGACCAAGCUUGGGAUUUUCUCCUUCUCUUCUUGUUCUUGAACCCAGAAAUCCCCCCCUCUGCUGGAAAUUCCAGAUAUGCUCUGCUCUUCUCCCCUGUCCGCCGGCUGCUAUGUGGGUUUGAAUUUCUGGGCAUUUUUCGGUCCGUGAGUUUCUUGCAGCUUGCCGCCGGCUCCUUCUUCCCCUGCUAGCUCCGGUUCUUGCUGGAAAAUUCUGGUUUUGAUCAUUCUGUCACCGUAGCACUUGGGUUAGCCUUCUGUCCUGUGCGAGUGAGGAAACGAAACCGAGGACGGGGAAAUCAAGGGGAGUGACGAGUUAGAAGGCUAGCCAUUUUGUAAAGUGAAUAUAGAUUUGAGAUAUAGAUCAUGAUCUUGUAAACAAAAGUUUAAUUGGAGAUUUUAUAAAUUCAGUUAAUGGAUUUUUCGAGCCUUGUGCAUUUGUGGGACCCGUCUCACGAGUGCACGGCGUCUGUCACGCCUCGGAUUCGGGUUCUGGGGCGUGACAGGGAUUUUGUAGAAUUACAACUUGACAAAAUAUGAAAUAUGUGGUGAUGGAAUUAAAAAUGUCCAUCAUUUGUUCCAACUGUCAAGUCGGCUAUACCUUAUAGAGAAAGUAUUUGAAGUAGCGAGGGGUUUGUGUUCAAUAAUUGUCAGGGAGUUUU